This is a messenger RNA of Microdochium trichocladiopsis, 607 nucleotides long. Its product is annotated as transcription factor Pcc1-domain-containing protein. The record is from RefSeq and is a predicted model, not a curated record. Gene Ontology annotation, cellular component: EKC/KEOPS complex. Bases 121 to 462 code for a protein of 113 amino acids. The transcript is spliced from 2 exons. NCBI's taxonomy places the organism in Eukaryota, Fungi, Ascomycota, Sordariomycetes, Xylariales, Microdochiaceae.
CAAGCUCCUGGCAACGUCUGUGAAAAUCAGAAGCAUACCACAUUCCUGAGCGCGGCAUCUCGACUACCCCACUACAAACAGCUUUUUCCCACACCACGCCACGACACAGCCCAAGACACGAUGGCGUCGUCCCUCGAUGAGCGAUACCCCUGUCGAAUCGUCAUUGAUUCCCCGUUCCCCACCCCGCGCCUGGCUUCCAUUGCGCUCAAGGCUCUGCAAGUCGACAAGGAGCUCUCGCCGCUUGUCCACCGCUCCUUCUCGAUCGCAAAGACACUCGACAUCACCGAAGACGGACAAACGCUCCCCGAGGGCAGUAUACUGCGAACCGAUUACAGAGCUACCACGAAUCGGAUGCUUCGUGUCGCCGUCAAUUCGUUCAUGGAGAGCCUCAGCCUCGUGCUCGAGGUCAUGGAGAACCUCGAUGAAGACGUGCUAGCCGCCAGCCAGGAAGCCUCGAAAUGAUUCCACACCGCUCCCGCACAGGCUUGCAAUUCAUACGCAUGUUGGACAUCACACUUGGUGAAAAGGAACCUUCGGUAAUGAUCUGGCAAAGCCCGGUGGUCUACAGCACCCAUUCGAAUACCUCGAUUGAUGUUUACAUUUACGG